AUGAAACUCUCAUCCUUCACCAGCGCCCUCCUAGCGCUGUCCCCCGUCCUCGCCUUCCCCGCUUCACUCAACUCCCUCACCAAAAAGGCAGACUCGACCAAGGUCGGCUACCUUGCCGUCUACUGGACAACCGAGGACGAAAGCGUCUACUUCUCGCUCAGCUCCAACGACGACCCGUUGAACUUCCAACGUCUUAACGGUGGCAACGCCAUCGUCUCUCCCACCCUCGGAACCAAGGCGAUCCGGGACACGUCGAUUAUCGAAGGGAAGGGUGACGAUGAGGGCAAGUAUUAUAUCAUCGGGACGGACUUGGAUAUUGAUACCACGAACUGGGACGCCGCGACGCGAAACGGGUCACGGGGGAUCUUCGUCUGGGAGAGUACAGACCUGGUAACCUGGACGAACGAGCGCCUCGUAACAGUCGAGGACGAGACGGCCGGAAUGGUCUGGGCCCCCGAUGCGAUCUGGGAUGAGGAGAAGGGGCAGUACUUUGUGCACUGGGCUUCGCAGUUGUACGCCGAAGACGACACAGCGCACGCCGGCGACCCCGUCCUAAUCAACAGCCUGCGCUACGCAUACACCAGCGACUUCAAUACCUUCUCCGAGCCACAAACAUACAUUACCCUCGAAACAACGACAGCAAUCGACCUCAGCUUCAUCCAAGUGGACUCGUCCACGUUCGUCCGGUACUACGUCGACGGCGCGACGACAUCCCCAGUCCAGGAUAUUAGCACGACGGGUCUGCUCGGCGAAUGGACGGCGGUGACGGGUUCGAUUGAGGAUAGCGCUAGCUUCGAGGCGCCGUACCCGGUUUGGGAUAAUGUGCAGGAGGGCAAGGCGUAUUUGUUCUGUGAUCGGGUCGGUGGAAACCCUGGUGUGUUUGCGUGGGAGACGACGGAUGUAGAGUCGGGGAACUGGGCGAAGAGUGAUGCGUAUGAUUUGACGUGGAUGAGGCAUUUGUCUGUGCUUGUGGUUACGCAGGAGCAGUAUGAUGCGUUGGCGGCGUUGUAAAGGAA
This is a messenger RNA of Aspergillus calidoustus, 1016 nucleotides long. Lineage: Eukaryota; Fungi; Ascomycota; Eurotiomycetes; Eurotiales; Aspergillaceae. The record is from the annotation of a GenBank genome assembly.